AUGGAGGUGGCGCUGGGCAUAGUGGAUUGGGAGCUGAGCCGACUGCAGCGACAGUACAAAGUGAUGGAGGUGGAAAGGCGGGCCUACAGCAAGGAAGUCCACCAGCGCAUCAAUAAGCAACUGGAGGAGAUCCAGCGCCUGCAAGGCCUGCAGAACAAGCUUCAGGUGAAGAUCGGCAUUGCCCAGAGCCAGGGCAAGCGCCUGCGGGACAACGAGAGGAUGGAGAACAUGAGCCACCUGCUGAAGUGCCGGGCGCAGGUGGAGGCCGAGGUGAAGGAGCUGCAGGAGCAGACCAGAGCCCUGGACAGGCAGAUCCAGGAGUGGGAGGCCCGGCUCUCUGCCUGCGGUAAGGAUCCCAGGGCCCCAGGGGUCGUCAUGGACCAGAAGGCCAAGACCCGGAAAAGGAUCAAGAUCGUGGAAAGCCAGCUGGACAGGGUCACCUGUCACUUCGACAUCCAUCUGGUUCGGAACGCAGCCCUGCGGGAGGAGCUGGAUCUGCUGCUGGUGCAGAGGAACCACUAUCUGAACAUAGACCGAAAGCUGCACAAGGAGAUGCAUCUCCUGCGGCGCACAAUCAACGGGCUCACCGUGUCCUCCAUCUCCGCCUACUCCGUCAGGGAGGAGGCGAAGACCAAGAUGAGCUUGCUGCGGGAGCGGGCCGACAAGGAGGGCGCCCAGAACGAGACGGACGUGCAGAUCUUGCAGCGGCAGAUAGCGCACCUGGACCAUCUGCACCGCUUCCUCCAGUUCAAGAACCACGACCGGCAGCCGGAUCCCGUCGUCCUGGAGAAGCGCGAGAAACGCGCCCGGGAGGUGGCCGAGGGCCUCCGGAAGACCUCGCAGGAGAAGCUGGUGUUGCGGUACGAGGACACCCUGAAUAAACUGGCCCAGCUGACCGGGGAGAGCGACCCGGAGCUGCUGGUGAAGAAGUACCUGGAUACCGAGGAGCGCAACUUCGCGGAGUUCAACUUCAUCAACGAGCAGAACUCGGAGCUGGAGCGUCUUCGGGAGGAGAUCACCGAGAUGAAGGAGGCCAUGAAGAAGGCGCGCUAUGGCGACGCUGCCCGCCUGUCGCUGAAGGAGGAGCACGAGGCUUCGGUGCAGCAGCAGAUAGGAGAGGUGCGCAACGAGGCCGACAGCCUGGAGGCCCGCGCCCAGACGCUGAGGGAGCAGGUGGAGAACUUCAAGGCAGCCAUCCAACAGCUCUUCACCAAGGCCCAGUGCGACAGCACCAUCAUCAAGGACCUCCUGGGGGUCAAGACCUACAUGCGGGACCGCGACAUCAGCCUCUUCCUGGGCCUCAUCGAGAAGCGGCUGGUGGAGCUGCUGACGGUGCAGGCCUACCUGGACGCCCAGAGCUACACCACGUCCAGCUUGUCGGUCGCCGCCCUCACAGUGCUGGGCAAGGACGCCGAAGACCUCCCCAAGAAGGUGGCCCCGCCCCAGCUCCCUGACAACCUGGAAGAGCCCCCAGGCUUCGAGGCCAAAGAAGACUAUCCCUUGAGCAAGGAGGAGCUGCUGAGCUACGUGAUGAAGUCGAUGGAGGCCCGGGAGCUGGCGAGGGAGCAGCACAUGAAGGAGCUGAUGGAGAUGGCCAAGAAGAUGGACAGCGGCCAGCCCCUGAACCUCUCCGCGAGCCAGCGGCCCAGCUCCGGCACACCCCUGGCCAUCUCCGGGAGCCCGAGUGCCGGGCCCGGGUCCGUCCUGAGCCACAGGACCAACGGCAUCCUGGUGUCCAGCCGCGCCACCAGCGCCAACGUGGGCCACGUCACCUUCGGCGACCCCAGCACCAUGGGCUCCGCCAGCGGCAGCCAGUUCUCCGCGGGCGGCCGCGUGGCCUUCAGGCCGGUCAGCUCCAGCAGCUACCUGGGCUCCACCGGGUACCUGGAGUCCAGCGGCGGCUCCGAGAGCUUGGGCGGCCUGCCGAGCAAAGGCACCGAGUCCGAAUCCAGCCCUGGCCCUGCCUCCAGCACUGGCCCAGGCUCCAUGGAGAGCAAAGAGUCCUGAAGCCACAGCUGGGCGCCUACCCGCCCUCCCCGCUCUCUGCAGGCCAUCUCCCCUCGAGUGCUUCUGCCCCCGUAUCGCCCCCCCAUUGUCCCUGUGGCUCCAUCUUCUCCCGGCCCCAGCCUCUGCCCCCACAGCGUCCCCACUUCCCCUUCCUGUGUCCCUGUGUCCCGUCCCAUCGGCUCUUCCUCAUCUCCUCUCUGUCUCCUGGCCUCUCUCUGUUCCCGCCCUCUUUCCCUUUCUGUCACCCAGUCUCCUGUUGUCAAAGUUUCCCUGCUCACUGUGUGUCUGUCUUGUCUCGCAUCUGUCUCCCCGUCUCUGCCGACUUCCCUGGUUCUCCUCCCACCUCCCGUUUCUGCUUCCCCAUUUCUAGUUCCUUCUCCUCGUCUCCAUCCCCCUGGCUCUCCCGGCCGAGGUCCCUGUCUCAGUGGCUCCUCAUUCCUUGCCCUCCCCGUGAGCCCCCAGCACUGACCCCGAGGAAAGAAUUGGUGCCGAAAGUUCAGGGUCAGCAUGAGCUGCGACCACAGGAAAUAAAGGGCAGAGCCCAACUGUACCCCA
Molecule: messenger RNA, 2562 nt
Organism: Myotis myotis
Lineage: Eukaryota; Metazoa; Chordata; Mammalia; Chiroptera; Vespertilionidae
Gene: ODAD1
Product: outer dynein arm docking complex subunit 1
Exons: 14
Coding region: 1-2007 (668 amino acids)
Biological process (GO): cilium movement; outer dynein arm assembly
Cellular component (GO): axoneme
Source: RefSeq, a predicted model, not a curated record